AUGAGGUUACUUGUUGGUUUAUUCUUAACUUUAUUGAGUUUUAGUGCAAAUUCUAAAUAUGAUGUAAGUCAAAUAACUUUGUCCAGUGUAAUAUUAAAAUAUGCUUUUAUGAGUUGUUUUGAAACUAAAUCUUUUUAUAUGGUUAUGUAUGAGAUAUAUAUGAGUAGUUUUUAUGCAAACAAAAUUUAAAAAGAAAAUUGUAGCCGAACUGGGAUUCGUUAGAUUCUCGACCAUUACCCUCAUGGUACGAUGCUGACAAGUUUGGUAUCUUUGUACAUUGGGGAGUGUUCUCAGUACCAGCUUAUCACAGUGAAUGGUUGUGGUCGUAUUGGAAACAACAGGAUCCAGAUGUGGUCAAGUUUAUGGAAAAAAACUUUCCAGGUCAAAGCUACGGUGAUUUGGCAUCAAAGGUACUGUAAUUCGUAUGUUGCUGUAGUAUGUUUUAGUUCACCGCAGCUGACUUUGACGCCAAAUCAUUUGCUGACAUUGUAAAGGCAUCUGGGGCAAAGUAAGUUAUUUACUUUACUGUUAAGAUCUGGAUGUGUAAAAGUAAAAGUUGUAUAUUAAUUAAGGAAAGAAAAAACUACAGUAUCUUUUAUAAUAUAAGUUGUUUAGAUAUUUUGUUGUCACUAGCAAACACCACGAAGGCUACACGUUGUGGCCAUCGUCAACGUCCUUCAGCUGGAAUUCUGUUGAUAUAGGCCCUCACCGUGACUUGAUUCAAGAAUUCAGAGAUGCCAUUACUGAAGCCGGGAUUCAUUUCGGUCUUUAUUUUUCUCAAAUGGACUGGUUCCAUCCUUUAUAUCUCAAUGAUAAGACUGAUAAGACCAACAACUAUCCAGGUAACGUGUCUCUGAUUCAGAUGACAGAGAUCGUGAACAGGUAUCACCCAGAAGUGUUGUGGAGUGACGGUGAUUGGGAGAUGAAGGAUACCUACUGGAAGAGUCAGGAGUUUAUCGCUUGGUUGUUCAAUGAAAGGUACGGUAACGAGUAUUGGGUACUGUAAAGAGAAGUGGAUAUUGUAAAAUCAAAGAUUGUGUAAAGAAGAUGGAGUUUUUUAGGCGCUAGGACAAAUGCGGUUUUUGGACACUUGCGGAUUUUUUAAAGGGGUUUUUUUUAUUUUUUAUUUAAUUUAGUUGUAGUAUGGUACUAAAUGGUACUAAAGUUUAAAUUGGCACUGUCUUAAUAUUUCUUAAUGUUAAAUAGUACUAAAUUUUGGGGCCAAUGAAGAAUCGUUACCCAGUGCAUUAUAGUUCCCAACGGUGCAUAACCGUUCCCCCAAUUAUUUAUUUUUAUAUUUUAACAUCUUCAAUUUAGAAAUAAAAUUCGAGCGGUGGUGCGUUGGGGAGAGAUACAUAGUAAAGGGUUAAGGAACAAUAGUAAAGCGUUGGGGAAUGGUAGUAAAGCGUUGGGGAAUGGUAGUAAAGCGUUGGGGAAUGAUAGUAAAGCGUUGGGGAAUGAUAGUAAAGCGUUGGGGAAUGAUAGUAAAGCGUUGGGGAAUGAUAGUAAAGCGUUGGGGAAUGGUAGUAAAGCGUUGGGGAAUGAUAGUAAAGCGUUGGGGAAUGAUAGUAAAGCGUUGGGGAAUGAUAGUAAAGCGUUGGGGAAUGAUAGUAAAGCGUUGGGGAAUGGUAGUAAAGCGUUGGGGAAUGAUAGUAAAGCGUUGGGGAAUGAUAGUAAAGCGUUGGGGAAUGAUAGUAAAGCGUUGGGGAAUGGUAGUAAAGCGUUGGGGAAUGAUAGUAAAGCGUUGGGGAAUGAUAGUAAAGCGUUGGGGAAUGGUAGUAAAGCGUUGGGGAAUGAUAGUAAAGCGUUGGGGAAUGAUAGUAAAGCGUUGGGGAAUGGUAGUAAAGCGUUGGGGAAUGGUAGUAAAGCGUUGGGGAAUGAUAGUAAAGCGUUGGGGAAUGGUAGUAAAGCGUUGGGGAAUGAUAGUAAAGCGUUGGGGAAUGGUAGUAAAGCGUUGGGGAACGGUAGUAAAGCGUUGGGGAAUGGUAGUAAAGCGUUGGGGAAUGAUAGUAAAGCGUUGGGGAACGAUAGUAAAGCGUUGGGGAAUGAUAGUAAAGCGUUGGGGAAUGGUAGUAAAGCGUUGGGGAACGAUAGUAAAGCGUUGGGGAAUGAUAGUAAAGCGUUGGGGAAUGGUAGUAAAGCGUUGGGGAAUGAUAGUAAAGCGUUGGGGAACGGUAGUAAAGCGUUUGCCAAUAAUAGUAAAUUAGAAUACGUAGUCAAUUACCUCGAAUACUGUGUUUUAUGGCGUAAAGUCCGGUGGCCAAAACCAGGAUCCUUGAGCCCAUUGUACGCCAUCUGUGUCGAGACCGAAAGGUUAGAGUUCGAAAAGUAGGUACCAUGACGAGUAGAGCGGGUUCAGCAAUCAGUACUUCCGUUUCGACAUCUCCACUGAAACAACAUAUGAUAUAUAUAAACAACUAACUUACCAUGUAUUUAUCGGCCAGUUCAGACUUUUUUUACAACUUCAUAAUCGACGAACAUUGCUGGCACGAAUAAGCCGGUGGGAGAAGAGAGUUGUCUAUCAUGAUCUGAAUAGCAGUGGUAUAUGCUUGCUUCUCUUGCACCGUGUUCCAUUUUUCGACCAUCCAAGACCGAAUAGAAAGAAAGAAUGAAAAGCUUUUCAUAAUGAAAAUGAAAAAAUAUGUGAAGCAAAAAUUUGCAUAGUUUUAUUUAUUCUCACCGUGGGGAACGAUUAUGCCUUUAUGAGUGGGGAACGAUUCUUCGAUUUUGUGGGAACGAUUUUGCAUGAGCGCCUAAAUUUUUAAUCGGUACUGUUUUUGUAUUUUUGGUACUAUAUAGUACUAAAAGCCCAAAAAGGUACUGUUAUGUUAAAACCGUACCAAUUCAAACUUUAGUACAAUUUAGUACCAUAAUACAACUAAAUUAACUAAAAAAUAAAAAAAACCCCUUUAAAAAAUCCGCAAGUGUCCAAAAACCGCAUUUGUCUUAGCGCCGUUUUUUAAUAUGAAUCAAAGUGUAAUGUUAAUAUAAUUUCAGUCCUGUGAAGGAUACGAUAGUUGUGAACGAUCGGUGGGGCUCAGACAUUCCUGGUCAUCACGGAAGCUACAUCACUGGCACCGACAGAUUCAUGCCUGGUAAACUGCUGAAACGGAAGUGGGAGAGCUGUAUGACAUUGGACAAACAAAGUUGGGGAUUCAGACGCAACAUUAAAGUAAGUGGAUGCAAAUUGAUAUUGAUAAUACUGCUAUUCAACAUAUAAUACAUAAAACGAAUUAUAGUAUUUUUAUACAGUCUUUCUCUAAAAAAUAUUUACCUUACAGAGUAGUGACGUACUAACAACGAAAGAAGUCCUCACGAUAAUGGCCAAAGUCUUGGCAUGGGGAGGCAACUUGUUGUUGAACAUAGGCCCAGAUCAUCUUGGCAACAUCUCUCCCAUCUUCGAGGAACGUUUGAGAGAUAUUGGCACGUUUGUCGAAGCCAACAAGGAAGCCAUCUUUGAUACGAAGCCGUGGAUAUUCCAGAAUGAAUCUGAUACUAUAUGGUGGGUCUUGUUUUUAUUGUUAUAUCAGUUAAUAUAACUUUAAGCUAGCUAUAUUAAUUAUAAAUUUUUCUUAUAUGGCAUGAGUUCUGGUUAAUAUGUUAUUGUAUGUUUGAGAAUGUUGUUGAUUACUUUGUGAUAAUGUUUAGGUACACAAGUAAAACAGAUGAUCUUCUGACUGGAAACGAGUACUUCAAUCCUCAGAUUGAAGGAAUUACCACGGUUUAUGCAUUUUUAUUAGAAUUUGAAGAUUCUGUAGCUCUACGACUCAUAAAACCAACAGAUAAUGUAAGCCGUCGUAUCUUGUAUAGCUAAGUUAUAUUAUUUAUUAUCGGUUAACAACGAAAUUGAAAUUUAGGCCAAAUCUUACUUCUUAUCAGUAAAGUAUUUUUUGAAAUUUAAGAAUUCUAUAAGGUUAAUUAUAAUCUUAUAUGUUCUUGUAGAUAAAGGUAACCCUGCUUGGUACUAGUACUACUUUGAAGACGACUGUUAAGGGUGGAGUGUUUACAGUAAUCCUACCGUCUUUCAAAAAGUUUCCACACAAAGAUGCCAUUGUUUUGAAGAUAGAAAACGCCAAAUCUGAUAAGGUAAGUAAUAGCUUUACAAUACAGUAUCUUUUACAGUAUCGACCUAAUGUGUACAAUCAUCUCUAA
Bursaphelenchus okinawaensis is the source of this 4152-nucleotide messenger RNA. The record is from the annotation of a GenBank genome assembly. NCBI's taxonomy places the organism in Eukaryota, Metazoa, Nematoda, Chromadorea, Rhabditida, Aphelenchoididae.